AUGUCCGGUCUACGGGUAUUUAAUCGGUUGAUCAGGAGUUUUCCUUUCCGUGCGGUUGUAAAGAUACCUGCACGCUUGAAAUACACACAACAUCAAGGAGUUAAGGGCAUUCGGAACAGGAAGAGCUUCUUUGAAGCCCAAAUGCAGGCUGGUCAAAGGAAUGAAGAUAUUGAGGACUUGGCGGAGGAGGAGCGGGAAUCCAGUGGAUACCUGGCAGAUAUGAGGUUCCUAGAUGAUCGUGCCUACGACGAAGUGGCAGGCGGAGCUAUGCGAAUCACUCGAGACAUAGCCAGUUCCCAGCAAGUCCUUAUCCUACAGCCCUACGUGAAGUGGGCAGCCAAACGCCAGAGCUCACCCGUCGAUAUCCGGCCAGAGGAUCAGCUGGCGGAGGCGUCUGCCCUGAUUCACUCCCUGCCCAAUUGGCAGGUCGCCAGGGCUCUCAAAGUUCCGCUAGAGAGUCUCGAGAAAAAGACACUCUUUGGCAGCGGAAAGCUGGUGGAACUUAAGGAAGUGGUCGCCGAACUACGACAGGAACGGCAGCUCACUUGCCUUUUUGUCAGCAAGGGCACGUUAUCCUUCGCUCAGAAACGGUUUCUGGAGGCGGAGUUCCGACUGCCAGUGAUGGAUCGUUACUCUGUGGUUAUUCAGAUUUUAAGGCUGCAUGCCACAAGCGCUGAAGCGAAGCUACAGGUGGCCAUGGCUGAGCUUCCCUACAUUUGGGCGCAAGCCAAGGAUGCCAGUGUCACACAGACACGGCGCCAAGGAUAUACCCUGACUGAUCUGCAAAAGGAGAUUCUGCGCACCAGGGAGCGCAAACUGCGAGCGGAACUGGAUCGUGUGCGUCGGCAGAGGCAGUUGCUUCGCCAAAAACGAAAACAACAAAAUUAUCCCAUUGUGGCCGUGGUAGGCUACACAAAUGCUGGCAAGACGUCUUUGAUAAAGGCUCUGACUGUGGAGGAUGCACUGCAGCCGAAGAAUCAGUUGUUUGCCACCCUUGAUGUGACGGCACAUGCGGGUUGUUUACCUUGCAAUCUGCAGGUGAUUUACAUGGACACCGUAGGAUUUAUGUCUGAUUUGCCAACGGGAUUGUUCGAGUGCUUUGUGGCUACUUUGGAGGAUGCAAUGCUGGCGGAUGUAAUAGUGCACGUCCAGGACCUUUCUCAUCCAUGUCACGCCUCUCAACGCAGUCAUGUGGAGGCCACGCUCCGUUCCCUGGCCUUUAAUAUUGCUAAUGGAGAUUCCACGGCCAGCCAAUUGCCACCGAUCAUUAAUGUGUACAACAAAUGUGAUUUGGUAUCCUUAAAGGCGCAGUCGUCAUCAGAUCCCGUGCAUCAUAUAUCAGCUCGAGCACAAACCGGAUUGGAACCCCUUUUAAAUGAUAUCGAGCAACAAAUUCUGACCGCAACUGGGCGAAGAAAACUUCAGAUGAGAGUGCCCAGCGGUGGACCCGAAAUGGCCUGGCUGUAUAAAAAUGCAGCCGUGGUGGAAACGACAGCGGAUGAGAAGAAUCCCGAGCGGCUGAUGAUGCACGUGGUAAUCAGCCAACGCACUUUGGACAAGUUUAAACGACAGUUCUGCCAGUGACCUUCAACAUUUCAAUUCAAAGCCAGAUGAUUUAAGUUUCUGGGGUGCAAUCGACACCGACUACAUUUUUAUUAUUGCUCUGUUUUUUUGUUGGUUUAGUUACUAGCGGGUGAAGUUAGGAUCGGUGUUGUUUUCUCUUUUUAAAAUCUAUAUAAAUAUAAAAUAAAACCAAACAAUGUCUAAAAAUAUCAUAA
Drosophila rhopaloa is the source of this 1778-nucleotide messenger RNA. Its product is annotated as putative GTP-binding protein 6. Gene Ontology annotation, molecular function: ribosome binding; GTP binding. The record is from RefSeq and is a predicted model, not a curated record. The coding region runs from base 1 to 1584 and encodes 527 amino acids. The transcript is spliced from 4 exons. Gene Ontology annotation, cellular component: cytoplasm. NCBI's taxonomy places the organism in Eukaryota, Metazoa, Arthropoda, Insecta, Diptera, Drosophilidae.